GUGCCCUGUAGUGGCGGCCUUCACACACAAACUGCUAAUCAGCUUUGUUUCUUCAGUUGCGCUUUUCCACCGCUAGGUGUUUAGCUGAGAAUUGAAAACAAAAUGUCAACGGUACCUUAAAAAAAAUGGCUAUUUAAUAUUCUUUCUAUGGCGCGGUGAUUAUGGAGGAGGUUGCAAAGGAAGUGUCUUCCUUAUCGCCUGCGGGGGGAGAAGAAAACUCGGGGCAGAAUGGUAAAAUAUGGUGUUUGAAGCGAGUUGGAAAAGACAGCGGCUGGCUAAGGCUCUUCGAAAAUACUGAGGUUACUAUUGGACGUGGCCUGAAUGUCACCCAUCAGAUUCUCUCAGCGAGUUGUCCACUGAUGAUUUCCAGAAACCACUGUAUGUUUAAACAGAGAGAACAUGGACAGUGGACAGUGACUGACAAUGAGAGCCUAAAUGGAGUGUGGGUGAAUGGUACUCGGAUAUCCCCUGGGAAACCCCAUGUCCUGCAGCAAGGUGAUGUUGUACGAUUCGGUGUCCCGUUGGAUGGCAAUCCGGUGGAGUUCGAGUACGUUCUUCUUUACUCCAGUUUUGACAUAAUCAAAGCUUUCUUAACCAAAACAGCGGCUGCAGAAGUCAAAGCUGUGACAUCCAAACCCAAAAAGUUUAAGCGAAAGUUUGGUACAGACGAGGUGGAGUCAAACAAUUUACAAGACUCAAACUCAAAGCUCUAUCGCAUCACCAACACGGAUAAAUCUCACGGCCUGCCGUGUCCCACAGGAACAGUACCUGAACAGGCUGGACCUAGUGAACCAUCUGGGCACUUGAGUGAGAGUAGUGACAGCACAGAGCAUCUGACUACCUUAAAACGCUACAGUGAGAACCUAAAAGUGCUGAAGGAGCGCAUGGGAGCCACACAGAAGCGAGCAGCUGAGUUAGAGGGGCAGGAGGCAUCUAGUCUGGAGCAGCGGCAGGAAAUGGAGGUUCUGCAGGAGCAGAUGAAGCUGCUACGCGGCGAGUUAAACUCGCAGCAGGAACUGGCACGACAGCGCAUGGAGAUCCUCGAAAGGUCCGUGUGUGAGGAGGAGAGACGACUAGCGACGGAGAGAAGCCAGCAGAAAGAAGACGGCCUGAAAAAACAACUAGAGGAGGCUUUAAAAGAGCACCACCGAGUGAUGGAAGAGUUGAAACAUGAAAGGGAGGGAUUUCAAGAGGUCCUUCAGGCCAAAGACAACGAGCUGAAAGUAACCAAGGAGGAGAAAGAGCGGGCGAGAGCUCAGAAGGAAGAGGUUGUCACACAGAUGACAGAAGUGCUGGAGAAUGAACUGCAGUGCAUCAUUUGCUCUGAGCUCUUCAUCGAGGCAGUGACGUUGAGCUGCGCCCACAGUUUCUGUCAGCAUUGUAUUGCAGACUGGCGGAGACGCAAAGACGAGUGUCCUAUUUGCAGGCAGCCCAUUGUGUCUCAGGCUCGCUCUCUAGUGCUGGACAACUGCAUUGACCGCAUGGUGGAAAACCUGAGCACUGUGAUGAGAGAGAGGAGAACAGCGCUUAUCAGCCAGAGGAAAGGUGAGAGGUCAGCACAAAGAACCCGCCGUUGGACUGAUAGUGAUUCAGGAUGAUAGUGACAGUGAUCCAUCAGUUCAGCCAUCCAACGCAGCAAAGGCAACCUGUUGAAGCCUUCUGUGGGUCAAUUAUAUGACUGUGUGAUUUAAUAGUAUGACUGUGAAAUGUACAGCUGUGAAUGUGUUGUCGGUUUGUAGAUAAGUUAUAUUUGUUAGUUGUUGUUUUUUUGUCUUUUCAAUAAAGCAGCUUUAUUAGACUAUUGUUCAGAUAUUACAAUUUUAUUUUGUUUUUUUUUGUUCUGAAUUAUUGCGCCGAUGAUUUUUCAGAAAUAUGGUUUUUAAGUUCUCAUUUCUUCACUCCCUUUAAUCUAUUAAGUGGUAAGGGUGUGUAGGAAUUUAAUUUAGAUGUCUGUCUUUUUUAUUUAAAGAUAUUACAGUUUUAUUGUAUUUUUAAAUAAACCCAACAUCAAUGCUCACAGGAUGCAGGUUCUAUGAAAAGACUGUUGUUAAAUAAAUCGUGUCCUCAACACUAGGGGGCAGCAUAGCCGCAAAAUUACCCCAGGACGAUUUACAUUUUUUUUCUUCACUAAGCUAAAUAUUUUUACAGAAUGUCAAAAGUAGUAAAGUAGCUGUAACACAAAUGCGUUGUUAUGAUGUUAACUAUAGAUUCUGCUGUCUCUUAACAUUUAAAAUCUUGACAAAAAAAAUCAUUUUUCAUAAAAUAUCAAAUUCCA
Molecule: messenger RNA, 2275 nt
Organism: Clarias gariepinus (North African catfish)
Lineage: Eukaryota; Metazoa; Chordata; Actinopteri; Siluriformes; Clariidae
Gene: rnf8
Product: ring finger protein 8, E3 ubiquitin protein ligase
Exons: 8
Coding region: 162-1598 (478 amino acids)
Biological process (GO): double-strand break repair; ubiquitin-dependent protein catabolic process; protein K48-linked ubiquitination
Cellular component (GO): nucleus; cytosol; site of double-strand break
Molecular function (GO): histone binding; ubiquitin protein ligase activity
Source: RefSeq, a predicted model, not a curated record